AUGGUGAAGAAAGCGGCACCGAAGAAUCCGGCAGCGAAGAAACUUGAAUUCGACAAUUCCGUUGCUGAAAUGGCUGUUGAAGCUCCUCGAAGGCGAGGAAGAAGGCCAAAUGCUGUUUCUGAAGAAAUUCCUGUUGCUAAGGAAUCUGUGUCUAUAAAGAAGAACAAAAAGGCUGGCAGUCCGAAAUCAAAAGCAAUUGAGCUUGUAUCUGAAAAAGAACCAAUUGAAGAAGAACAACCUAAUCAACUAGUUUUACAAAAUUCUUCUCUGGUUGACGUUCCACAGCUUGAAUCUCAUCAACUAUUCAUUCACAAGUUUAAUUUUGAUACACAAUGUUCAGGAGGUUCAUUGUGUAAAUUAAUUAAAGACUUCUCUCCUGAUCAAAAGGCAUGUGUUCAAGAGAUAGGGUUUGGAGGAUUGUUAGGCCUUCAAUUAAGUCGAAAAAACACUCAGAUGAUGUACUGGUGCAUCAAGUGCUUUGAUGGUGUGAGUUCUCUGUUUACAAUCAGUGAUUCCAAGCAAUUUGAAAUCACUGAUUAUGAUGUGUACUAUUUGUUUAUGCUCCCCCUUUCUGAGCUGGAGGUUGAAGGGGUUAAACGUGGGCACAAUUCCACUAAUCCUGAUUUUGAUUUGAAGAUCAAGUGGAGAAAAGAGUUCGGUUUUGAAGAGGUCAAUGCUCAAAUUCCUAUAAGGUUGCUUGAGGACAAGAUUAAAUUGUUGACAGAUGGUGGUGAUCUGUUUAAACAAUUAUUUGUUUUUGUUGCUUUCUCUACAUUUUUUACUCCAACAGCCAAUAGGACUGUAGAUUUGAGAUUGGCUAAGGCUUUGGAAGAUCCUAAAAUGAUUUCCAAAUACAAUUGGUGUAAAUACGUUCUUGACGUAUUAUGUGAGGAAACAGUGAAAUUUAAAAAUUGUUUAUUGAAAGGCAAAGAUCAAAAGACAUUUGGAGGCUGUGUUGUGUUUUUGCAACUUGUGUAUUUUCAGAGGAUUAAGUUUAGGAAUUCCAGUGGUAUUUCUGAUCAAUUACCUCUUAUUCAGCAUUGGACAUCGAAGAUGGUAACCGAUCGGAUUCAUGCUGAAAAUGCCAAUAUGAGUGCAUUAUAUGGUUCUGGUAUAUUGGAGAAGGAGAAGUAUCCAAUUUCCAAAAAGUUUGUUUUUGUUGAUGGUCAAAUAGAUUUGACCCAAAUCAAAUCUAUUUCGAAAGAAAAUGAAGCUGGCAGCAGUGGGGGAAGAGCUGAACAGCCCUAUGUUGGGCGUCGAAUUCCAAGUCGGCGUCCUAGGAUUCUUCAGUUUGAAAUCCCUAAUUCUCAUCCUACAGAUGAAGAAAUUUUCUCUAAAGCCACUGAUGAUUUUCAUGGUCAGUGGUUGUUGAUGAAGAGAGAUCUGGAUGUAGUUUCAGCCAUCCAUGCUGAAGAGCUGUUCAAAUUAAAGGCUUCAAUGCCUUCGCAGAACCAUGGCGAUGAUAUUUUGGAAAAUUCCACUUAUCAAAAGAUGGUUGAUGAGUUGGUGGAGAUUCAUCAGUUGGUGAAGAAUCUACCAAAUGGUUGGGAUGACAUUUUUGGUUCAAGUAACAAUCCAGUUGUUACUGCUGCCCCUCAACCUUCUGCCGUUGUUCCAACUCAGCCUGCAGUUGUUACAGUUGCUGUUGUUGAUGCAACAACAUCUACCGAAGAAAUUAUUCGAGAAGUUAAUCCUGACACUCAAAUAAAUGCAGUUCUUGAUUCUUUGAAAAGCAAAGCUAAAGAAAUUACGGAGGAUGAUGAUGAAGAAAUAGAAGAAUAUGAGCGCGUGUGGUGGACUGCAUUUCAAAAAUGCAUCAUUAACAACCAUGCUGUAUCAAGAGUGAAUGUCAGUGUCUAUGGCAUAGAGGAAAAUGUGAUGCUUAUGUCUCCGUUUAUGAUAGCAUUUGAAGAUUUAAUGAGGCAUCUUCCAGCAUUUGUUCAAGAAGUUGUGGACUUUGCUGCUCUGACUGAUGGAGAGGGUAUUUUGACUGAGUAA
This is a messenger RNA of Spinacia oleracea (spinach), 1998 nucleotides long. RefSeq lists its product as uncharacterized. The coding region runs from base 1 to 1998 and encodes 665 amino acids. The transcript is spliced from 5 exons. Lineage: Eukaryota; Viridiplantae; Streptophyta; Magnoliopsida; Caryophyllales; Amaranthaceae. The record is from RefSeq and is a predicted model, not a curated record.